This is a messenger RNA of Ambispora leptoticha, 5463 nucleotides long. The record is from the annotation of a GenBank genome assembly. NCBI's taxonomy places the organism in Eukaryota, Fungi, Glomeromycota, Glomeromycetes, Archaeosporales, Ambisporaceae.
AUGUCUUCUAACCGCAAAAGAAGAAGAGAUGCAACUCCCACUACCCCCACUACUCCCACUGCUUCAAGGAGCAGUGGUUUGAUUUCACUUCCGCAGGGCACUAUGUUUGAUUCGCCUAGGAUCGAAUCUGAUGAUGAUAUUCAAGAAGAGGACCUUAUACAAAAUGAUGAAUUAUCUUUAGGUUCUGAUGAAGAGGAAGGCGAUGAUUUGAUAGGGGAAGGCAUGGAAAAUGAUUAUCAAGCAAAUCCACGACUUGAUCAUUACGAUGCAGGAAGUGCAGAUGAGGAUGAAGUUGAUGAAAUGGAUAUAGAAACUCGUCGCCGUGUUGACGCUGAAUUGAACCAACGUGAUAUCGAAAGGGCAAGACUAGCUGGACGAAUGCCUUUUGUUCUUGACGAUGGUAUGACUGGAAUGGAUUUUCUUUCACGCAAAAAUAUAGAUCAGGAAGACGAUGAUGAUGAAGAAACGUCAGAAGAUGAUGAAAUGGAAAUUUCCGAGCAAGAUUUAGCGCACCCAAAGACAUCCACAAUCAUUGAAUGGCUCUUAUUGCCGAAUAUCCGCAAAACGGUUGAACGCAUCUUUCGGAGAUUCUUGUACAAGUUUAGUAAGGGUGGUUCAGCAUCAUAUUAUGGUGACCGUAUUUAUGAGAUGGCUAUAGCCAAUAAUCAAACGCUUGAAAUUAGUUAUAUUCAUCUCUCUGAAUUCACCGGAAUAUUGGCACUAUAUCUUAUCAAUUGCCCUUCAGAGAUGCUAAAAAUAUUCGAAGACAUUGCUUAUAAAGUUACUUUGCGAAAAUUCGAAGCAUUUAGCUCGAUCCAUGAAGAAGUACAUGUUCGAAUCACUGAACUGCCAACCUUUGGUACUCUCCGAGAUUUACGACAAGAAAAUCUUAAUACAUUAGUGCGCGUUUCUGGUGUCGUAACUCGUCGAACUGGAGUGUUUCCACAAUUGAAAUGUGUUCGUUUCAACUGUUCUAAAUGCGGAAAUAUCUUGGGCCCAUUUACUCAAGAUGCCCAAAGUGAAGUAAAAGUUAACUUUUGCAGCAGCUGUCAAUCAAAAGGUCCUUUUACUUUAAACUCUGAACAGACUAUAUAUCGGAACUAUCAAAGAAUUACUCUCCAAGAAAGCCCGGGAACAGUACCUGCAGGACGUUUGCCGCGACAUCGAGAAGUUAUUUUGUUGUGGGAUUUGAUUGACACCGUUAAACCGGGGGAAGAAAUAGAAGUUACUGGUAUUUACCGAAAUAAUUAUGACGCUUCCUUAAACACAAAGUCUGGUUUUCCGGUAUUCGCAACUGUAAUUGAGGCCAAUUAUAUAAGUAAGAAGGAAGACUUAUACUCUGGUUUCCGCCUUACUGAAGAUGAUAAAAAAACAAUCCAGGAACUUGCUCAUGACAAAAAUAUUGCAAAACGGAUUAUAAAAAGCAUUGCUCCCUCAAUUUUCGGCCAUGACGACAUUAAAACGGCAAUCGCGCUCUCAUUAUUUGGAGGGGUGCCUAAAAAUGUUGCUGGGAAGCAUAGAAUACGCGGUGAUAUUAAUAUUCUCAUGCUUGGAGACCCAGGCACUGCUAAAUCCCAAUUCUUAAAAUACGUAGAGAAAACUGCACAUCGUGCUGUCUUCACUACAGGUCAAGGUGCAUCAGCGGUAGGAUUAACUGCGUCUGUAAGAAAAGAUACAGUUACCCGAGAAUGGACUUUGGAAGGUGGUGCUUUAGUGCUUGCUGACAAGGGUGUAUGUUUAAUUGACGAAUUUGAUAAAAUGAAUGAUUCUGACAGAACAAGUAUUCAUGAGGCAAUGGAGCAGCAGAGUAUAUCUAUCUCUAAGGCGGGAAUUGUCACUACACUUCAAGCUCGAUGCGCAGUAAUAGCAGCCGCCAACCCUAUUAGAGGUCGAUAUAAUUCAUCGGUGCCUUUUUCCCAAAAUGUUGACUUGACCGAGCCAAUAUUAUCACGUUUCGAUGUACUCUGCGUUGUCAAAGACAUAGUUGAUCCGAUAAGUGACGAGAACCUCGCAGACUUUGUAGUGAAAAGUCAUAUAAGAAGUCAUCCAGCAUUUGUCACUUCUAAUGAAGAUAAUUUUGUAAACAGCAUUAAUGAAGAUUAUUCUUCUGACCCGAAUAUUCAACUUAUCGAUCAAGAUAUUUUGCGCAAAUACAUCGUGUAUGCGAAGCAAAAGGACCCAAGAUUGCAUCAACUUGACUAUGAUAAACUUUCGCAAUUAUAUUCGGACUUGCGUCACGAGGCUGGUGAUAGCAUUCCAAUUACCGUUCGUCAUCUAGAAUCUAUGCUUCGAUUGGCGGAAGCACAUGCCAGAAUGCACCUUCGUGACAGCACAGACUCAUCUGACGUUGACGUAGCAGUUGACGUCGUUCUGAAAAGCUUUUUUGCUUCUCAAAAAUAUUCAAUUAGAAAUAGACUUCAAAGGACCUUUGCUAAAUACAUGCGCAGGGCUCUUGAACCCAACGAAUUACUGUUUAGUAUAUUGAAUACUAUGUUGAAAGAAAAGAUGCAAAAUUCUGCUAAUAUCCAAACCAGGAUUGAGAUUCCGGUUGCUGAUUUACAAAAAAAGGCAAGGAAUUUAGAUAUAGCUCAGGUGGAAACGUUUUUACAAAGUAAAAAUUUCAAACGUUUCUAUAACUUGGAAACAUUGUUGAAUGAGAAAGUCAUUGUCAAGAUAAUCGGUUCGGAUUCAGAAGGAGUAAAAUACUUUUGCACGUCUUCGGAAGAAAAUGCUCAUUCCUAUGAAAUCACUGCUGUAAGAUGGGCUCCGUUGGGCAACAUUGUAGUGUCUGGUUCUCUUGAUUCUUCUGUGAAAAUAUGGGAUGGAAUAUCAGGUGAAUUACUCCGUGAAAUUCCAAAAGCACAUGGGUUAGGGAUCGCAUGCGUUGAUGUACAUCCUGAAGGAGCAGAAAUUGCGACCACAUCCAUUGAAACUGAGAUUAAAAUAUGGGAUGCCAAUCAGGCUAGGGAAUUGGAGCAGAUUGAGGCUAGAUCCUUGCAAGCGUGGCACGGUCAAUUCUCACCGGACGGCAAUUACUAUGCAGCUGGAACUGCUGAUGGAAAAAUUAAUUUUUGGCCAACUGCAAAAGCAUAUCGUGAACCCAUACAGUAUGAUACGGGUCACUCAAAAUUUGUUCAUUGUGUUCGAUUCAGCCCCGAUAAAAAAUUCGUUGCCGUUGGAACGGAAUCUGGUGGGAUUUACAUACUCGAUUAUACAACAGGAAAACUAUUGUAUGCACUUUCAGGACACAGCAAAUUAGUUCGAUCUAUUGAUUUCUCGAAGGAUUCUUCGUUGUUGAUAUCCGGAUCUGACGAUCGAAUGAUAAAUAUUUAUGACAUAAAGCAUGGUAAUCGGAUAACAAAUAUGCCCUCACAAGACGGCUGGGUUCUUUCUGUAGCCGCGUCUAGCAGUAAUGCUGCGCAUUUUGCCUCCGGAACAACGGAGGGAACUAUCAAAAUCUGGGAUAUAACUUCACGAAAAUGUGUCUGGUCAUCCAAUGAUCAUAAAGAAUCUGUGUGGGAAAUCUCUUGGAAUCCAACGAGUGACAUUUUCGUGACUGGAUCUGGCGAUAAAUCUUUAAGAUGGUGGUCAAGAACAGGCGAAAAAAAACCAGUUAUUAAAGAAACCGCAACGACGACAAUUGAAUCAACUGAUUCACAAUUAAAUCAAAAUGACACUACUACUUCAGCUAAUAUAAUCGUUACUUCAUCUGGAAACGAACAACUGCCACCAAAGGAAAAUAAUCACACUCCUGAAAAACAUAAAGAGAGUACCAACAACAGCAAAGACCAAGUUAAACAAGCUGGGCCACCAGAUUACGCUUCGAACCCGAAUAGCAGCAGCGCGUCUCCGUUACCUUUGUCUCCGAUCCCAAACUUUUAUUUUCCAAAUGGUGGUACUCCUGCUUACGUGGAACAAACGGCUGCAGAGGCAUAUCAGGCUGCUAUAGCAGCCGGAUACGAUCCAAGUGACCCGAAUUACACUGCUUACGGUCAAUAUGGGAUGCAUCCUCAGUAUUCACAAUAUUAUCCCCAGGAUUAUGGUGCCGGUUAUCCGGGUACCCCCCCACUUAAUGCACAGGCUUCUUCGCCUUCUCUACCUCCUCAACCUUUGAGUCCUUAUUUUACUGCGACCAGUCCAACAAUAGCCUAUUAUCCUACUUCGCCACAAGUAGGCCCCACUGGAAUAAUUCAUUCUCCUCCUAUGCUGCCUUACCUAUAUUCUCCACAAUCUCCUUAUAGUAUGCAUGCUCUGCACACACUCUCACCCACAUUAUCACACACUUCUUCUUCAGCCCCGAAUUCUCCUCCGCCUACAUAUUUACCUGGCCCAGGUGUGCCUUCUCCAAAAGUGGGCCCUCUUAAUAGUAGUGGUCGUGGUUUAAGUGGCAGUCGUUCUCCGCAACAUUAUACUUAUGGGCGAAGAAAUUCAGGCUCGCAACAAAAUCCUAAUAUGCCUAAUUAUCAUAAUCCAACAAAAACGACAAAUAUCUAUAUUCGUGGGUUGCCACCUACAACAACAGACGAAACUUUACAUAAAAUGUGUUCGAUCUACGGAACUAUCACUUCAUCAAAAGCCAUCAUAGACCAAAAGCAAGGCGAUUGUAAAGGAUAUGGUUUCGUAAUGUAUGAAAGCGAGGACCAAGCCAAACAUGCUAUUGAACAAUUAACACGUUUGGGUUUUCAAGUGUCCUUCGCCAAGGAGUCGUUUAGUACACGAUUGAAAAAUCUGCAGGAUAUGGCUUCAACGAAUAUAUAUUUAUCUAACUUACCGUUGGAAAUGAAUGAACAACAAUUGGAGGAGUUGUUCAAUCCCUAUAAAGUGGUAUCUAAUCGAAUCCUUAGAGAUGCAAAUGGCACUAGUCGAGGCGUAGGAUUUGCCAGAAUGGAAGAUCGUGAUUCGGCCCUUGCAAUUAUUCAGAAAUUUAACGGAUAUCAAUUACCUGGAGCUAGCUUGCCUUUACAAGUGCGGUUUGCAGAUUCGCUAGCACAAAAAAAACUGAAAGGACAGACUGCAAGAAAGCGUAUGUUGUGGCAUGUUGGAGAAUUUGAUACUUUGUGUGGUGGUGCCAAUUACCCUCAAGUCCCAGUCACUCCUGAGCAUAUGUUGGGUAUGGCUGCUCCUGGGUCACCUCCUGGUGCUGCAUAUUUACCUUAUUAUCCGGAAGGAGUGCAACCCUCAGGUGCCUUUCAACAAGGUUCUCUGUCACCAACUUUUGGUCCUCAAUACGCUAGAUACUAUCAACCCAUGUAUGCAGGUCCUGCAACUGCAGUACAACCAAGUGUAUCUGGGCAUCCUCCAGUAAAUGCCGUCACACCAGCUGGUCAACCUGCAGCCGAAGUAGUAAAUAACGAUUCAUCAUCCUCAGGUAAUAAAGACCCAACAGACGAUCUGAGUGAGCUCGUUCAAAAACAAUUGAAUGUUGAAAGUGGGGAUAACGAUAAUGUCCUCGAAAAUAAUUAA